GAAGGAAGCACAGGCACCCCAGGCAGCAGAGGAAAAUGGCUGAGUACUUGAGGCUGCCUCACUCCCUGGCGUUGAUCCGCAUCCGAAACCCGCCGGUCAACGCGAUCAGUCCAGCGUCCCUCUAUGGAAAUAAAAGAAGACUACAGAAAGCUGUAUCAGACCAUCAAAUAAAAGGAAUACAAAUAGUUCUUCUGAACUCUCUGUUCUUGUGUUUGUGUUUUUUAGGUGCUGAUAUCCAUGGCUUCAGCACUCCUCAGUCGUCUGGCACUAGACUGGGAGAUUUAGUAGAUGAAAUGCAGAGAAAUAAGAAGCCCGUGGUGGCAGCUAUUGAAGGCAUGGCUUUCGGAGGGGGACUAGAGCUGGCCUUGGGCUCUCACUAUAGGAUUGCCCAUGCACAGACUGAGACUGGCUUCCCAGAAGUCACACUGGGAAUCCUUCCUGGAGCAAGAGGAACCCAGCUUCUCCCCAGACUCAUUGGAAUUCCUGCAGCACUUGACUUAAUCACCUCAGGAAGACGUAUUCUGGCAGGUGAAGCACUCAAGCUGGGUAUUCUAGAUACAGUUGUGAACUCUGACCCUCUUGAAGAAGCAAUCAAAUUUGCCCAGACAAUUUUAGAUCAACCUCUAGAAUCCCGCAGAAUCAUGAACAAGACAGUUCCAAACGUGCCCAACAUGGACGCCAUUUUCAGUGAAGUCUUCGCCAAGGUGCGGAAGCAGUACCCUGGCUACAUUGCCCCGGAGACUUGCAUCCGUGCAGUCCAGGCCUCCGUGAAGCAUCCCUAUGAAGUGGGCAUCAAGAAGGAGGCAGAGCUCUUUAAGUACCUUCAGGAAUCAGGGCAGGCUAGAGCCCUGCAGUAUGCUUUCUUUGCUGAAAGAAAUGCAAACAAGUGGUCAACUCCAUCUGGGGCAUCUUGGAAAACAGCCUCAGCAAGACCCAUCUCCUUGGUUGGAGUUCUUGGCUUGGGCACAAUGGGCCGUGGCAUUGCCAUCUCUUUUGUAAGGGCUGGGAUCCCUGUGAUUGCUGUGGAAUCAGACCCAAAGCAGCUAGAAGCUGCACAGAAGGUAAUAACUUCUGUCUUGGAGAAGGAAGCAUCCAAAAUGCAGCAGAGUGGCCAAGCUUGGUCACAACCAAACCUCAGUUUCACUUCCUCUACAAAGGAGCUUACUGGUGUAGACUUAGUUGUUGAAGCCGUAUUUGAGGAUAUGAACCUGAAGAAGCAGGUCUUUGCCGAACUGUCAGCCGUGUGCAAGCCAGAAGCUUUUUUAUGCACCAAUACUUCAGCCCUGGAUGUAGAUGAGAUUGCUUCUUCCACUGAUCGUCCUCAGCUGGUGAUUGGCACCCACUUCUUCUCACCAGCUCAUGUCAUGAGGCUGCUGGAGGUUAUUCCCAGUCGAUUCUCUUCCCCAACUACCAUUGGCACUGUUAUGAACAUAUCCAAAAAGAUUGAGAAGAUUGGGGUGGUUGUAGGCAACUGUUACGGAUUUGCUGGGAAUCGGAUGUUGAGUCCAUAUUACAACCAGACAUACUUCUUGUUAGAGGAAGGAAGUAGGCCAGAGGACAUAGAUAGGGUGCUGGAGGAGUUUGGUUUUAAAAUGGGGCCCUUUAGAGUGUCUGACCUUGCUGGGUUGGAUGUCGGUUGGAAAGGUCGCAAGGGUCAAGGUCUUACUGGACCUGCAUUGCCUCCAGGAACUCCUGCCCGAAAGAGGGGCAAUAUAAGAUAUUGCCCAAUUCCUGAUAUCCUUUGUGAAUCAGGACGAUUUGGUCAGAAGACAGGGAAGGGCUGGUAUCAAUAUGACAAGCCAUUGGGUAGGAUUCACAAGCCUGAUCCCUGGCUUUCCAAGUUCCUGUCACAGUACAGAGAAACCUAUCACAUUAAACCACGUGUCAUUAGCCAGGAUGAGAUCCUGGAGCGCUGCUUGUAUGCACUAAUCAAUGAAGCAUUCCGUAUCUUGGGAGAAGGGAUAGCUGCCAGCCCAGAGCACAUUGACGUCAUUUACUUGCAUGGGUAUGGGUGGCCAAGGUACAGGGGUGGGCCCAUGUUCUAUGCAUCCACAGUUGGGUUGUCCACUAUUCUAGAAAAGUUGCAGAAGUAUUACAGGCAGAAUCCUGAUAUUCCCCAACUGGAGCCCAGCAACUACCUGAAAAAGCUGGCUGCCCAUGGAAACCCUCCGCUGAAAGAAUGGCAAAGGUUGGCAGGAACCCCCAGCAGUAAACUGUGAUUCAGCCUUCUGGGUUUGUCUCUUGUGCUGGCAUCCAGGAAAACUCACUGAAUUUCAGUGAGACUAAAUCCAAAAUUCCUAAGUAAGAUUGUUCUAAAUGCAAAGCAAAAUAAUGAUGAUAAUAAUAAUGACAAUAAUAACAGGAGGAGAAAGAGAAGUAUCAGUUAAACCUCCUCUUGGAUCUUUUUCUCGAUGAUUUGAAUGGGUCACAUGUUUAGGCAUGUGCUUCCUGUGCCUCCAAAUGUUCUCCUAUCAGAUCAAUUCAGUGAAUAAACUAUGUUAUGAACAAUCAUGAUAGCUGAUGAGUGAGCUUCGGGAAUAAGUUGAGGUCCCCAAGAGUUUUGAUCAUUAGAGAACUAUGCUGAUGAAUACGUAAUUAACUCAUUUUGACCCCUUCAACCUCACAUACAUUCACUUGCACCAUCUGAGAGCACAUAGCAGAGGGUCCAAGUCCAGAGGGUCAUUAGCUCAGCAUGCAAUCCUGUGCUCAAGUUCAAUCCAUAGUCUUGGAGGUAGAGUAAAGAUGGUUAUCAGGACAGAGUUAGCAGUGAGGGUCUGCAUGAGGGUACAUAGAAAGCUGCCCAUAUAGAGGAAGAUGUGGUAGCUAGAACACAUGAAACACAGUUGAGAAGUGGUGAGGGGACCAAGUACUUCAUACCAACAUGGGUGCACUGGGACAGGUUGGCAAGCCUGCUCCACAUAACUUCUUUCUGAGGACCCGUCAUGUCCCCAGUUGUAGUGCUGCUUGCAAAGGGCUCAGUAAUGUUUCUUGAUCAUUUCCCCAAACCAGGGAAUGUCUGCAACUUGGUCUUUGUAUUCUUUUCUAUUCAAGGACAUGCAAUAGAAAUUAGUGCUAACUUAGUAUAAGAAGGGAUCUUAGAGAAUGUCCAGCCUCAAGGAUUUCUUAAUCCUGCAAUUGAGUAAAGACACCAGUCCUUGUCAUGACAAACCUUGGUGAUUUUGCAUAUGGAGAUGUGUAAUCUUAAUACAUCUAAAA
Castor canadensis (American beaver) is the source of this 3216-nucleotide messenger RNA. The record is from RefSeq and is a predicted model, not a curated record. NCBI's taxonomy places the organism in Eukaryota, Metazoa, Chordata, Mammalia, Rodentia, Castoridae.